GGGCCGACGCGGGCCAGGGGCGGGGCGCGCCGCUUGUCUCCUGCGAGGGCCGCGGGGGCCGCGGAGCUGGAGCCGGAGCUGAAGCCGGAGCCGAAGCCGGAGCCGGGCUGGAGUCUGGGCGGGGGCCGGGCCGGAGCGGGCUCCAGAGACAUGGGGUCGACCGACUCCAAGCUGAACUUCCGGAAGGCGGUGAUCCAGCUCACCACCAAGACGCAGCCUGUGGAAGCCACCGAUGAUGCCUUUUGGGACCAGUUCUGGGCAGACACAGCUACCUCGGUGCAGGAUGUGUUUGCACUGGUGCCGGCAGCAGAGAUCCGGGCCGUGCGGGAAGAGUCACCCUCCAACUUGGCCACCCUGUGCUACAAGGCCGUUGAGAAGCUGGUGCAGGGAGCCGAGAGUGGCUGCCACUCAGAGAAGGAGAAGCAGAUCGUCCUGAACUGCAGCCGGCUACUCACCCGUGUGCUGCCCUACAUCUUUGAGGACCCCGAUUGGAGGGGCUUCUUCUGGUCCACAGUGCCCGGUGCAGGGCGAGGAGGGCAGGAAGAGGAUGAUGAGAAUGCCAGGCCCCUGGCUGAGUCCCUGCUCCUGGCCAUUGCCGACCUGCUCUUCUGCCCGGACUUCACGGUCCAGAGCCACCGGAGGAGCACUGUGGAUGCGGCGGAGGACGUCCACUCCCUGGACAGCUGUGAAUACAUCUGGGAGGCUGGUGUGGGCUUCGCUCACUCCCCCCAGCCUAACUACAUCCACGAUAUGAACCGGAUGGAGCUGCUGAAACUGCUGCUGACAUGCUUCUCCGAGGCCAUGUACCUGCCCCCAGCUCCGGAAAGUGGCAGCACCAACCCAUGGGUUCAAUUCUUUUGUUCCACGGAGAACAGACAUGCCCUGCCCCUCUUCACCUCCCUCCUCAACACCGUGUGUGCCUAUGACCCUGUGGGCUACGGGAUCCCCUACAACCACCUGCUCUUCUCUGACUACCGGGAACCCCUGGUGGAGGAGGCUGCCCAGGUGCUCAUUGUCACUUUGGACCACGACAGUGCCAGCAGUGCCAGCCCCACUGUGGACGGCACCACCACUGGUACCGCCAUGGAUGAUUCCGAUCCUCCAGGCCCUGAGAACCUGUUUGUGAACUACCUGUCCCGCAUCCAUCGUGAAGAGGACUUCCAGUUCAUCCUCAAGGGUAUAGCCCGGCUGCUGUCCAACCCCCUGCUCCAGACCUACCUGCCUAACUCCACCAAGAAGAUCCAGUUCCACCAGGAGCUGCUAGUUCUCUUCUGGAAGCUCUGCGACUUCAACAAGAAAUUCCUCUUCUUCGUGCUGAAGAGCAGCGACGUCCUAGACAUCCUUGUCCCCAUCCUCUUCUUCCUCAACGAUGCCCGGGCCGAUCAGUCUCGGGUGGGCCUGAUGCACAUUGGCGUCUUCAUCUUGCUGCUUCUGAGCGGGGAGCGGAACUUCGGGGUGCGGCUGAACAAGCCCUACUCGAUCCGCGUGCCCAUGGACAUCCCAGUCUUCACGGGGACCCACGCCGACCUGCUCAUUGUGGUGUUCCACAAGAUCAUCACCAGCGGGCACCAGCGGCUGCAGCCCCUCUUCGACUGCCUGCUCACCAUCGUGGUCAACGUGUCCCCCUACCUCAAGAGCCUGUCCAUGGUGACCGCCAACAAGUUGCUGCACCUGCUGGAGGCCUUCUCCACCGCCUGGUUCCUCUUCUCUGCUGCCCAGAACCACCACCUGGUCUUCUUCCUCCUGGAGGUCUUCAACAACAUUAUCCAGUACCAGUUUGAUGGCAACUCCAACCUGGUCUACGCCAUCAUCCGCAAGCGCAGCGUCUUCCACCAGCUGGCCAACCUGCCCGUGGACCCGCCCACCAUUCACAAGGCCCUGCAGCGGCGCCGGCGGACACCCGAGCCCUUGUCUCGCACCGGCUCCCAGGAGGGCACCUCCAUGGAGGGCUCCCGCCCCGCUGCCCCUGCAGAGCCAGGCACCCUCAAGACCAGCCUGGUGGCUACUCCAGGCAUUGACAAGCUGACUGAGAAGUCCCAGGUGUCAGAGGAUGGCACCUUGCGGUCCCUGGAGCCUGAGCCCCAGCAGAGCUCGGAGGAUGGCAGCCCGGCCAAGGGGGAGCCCAGCCAGGCAUGGAGGGAGCAGCGGCGACCAUCCAGCUCAUCAGCCAGUGGGCAGUGGAGCCCAACACCAGAGUGGGUCCUCUCCUGGAAGUCAAAGCUGCCGCUACAGACCAUCAUGAGGCUGCUGCAGGUGCUGGUUCCGCAGGUGGAGAAGAUCUGCAUUGACAAGGGCCUGACGGAUGAGUCUGAGAUCCUGCGGUUCCUGCAGCAUGGCACCCUGGUGGGGCUGCUGCCCGUGCCCCACCCCAUCCUCAUCCGCAAGUACCAGGCCAACUCGGGCACUGCCAUGUGGUUCCGCACCUACAUGUGGGGCGUCAUCUAUCUGAGGAAUGUGGACCCCCCUGUCUGGUACGACACCGACGUGAAGCUGUUUGAGAUACAGCGGGUGUGAGGAUGAAGCCGGCGAGGGGCUCAGUCUACGGGAAGGCAGGGCCGUGGUCCCUGAGGCUUCCCCCAUCCACCAUUCUGAGCUUUAAAUUACCACGAUCAGGGCCUGGAACAGGCAGAGUGGCCCUGAGUGUCAGGCCCUAGAGACCCCUGUGGCCAGGACAAUGUGGACCGGCUCCGAUCCCCCUCAACCCCUAGGCUGGACUCACAGGAGCCCCAUCUCCGGGGCUACGCCCCCACCAGAGACCACUGCCCCCAACACUCGGACUCCCCCUUUAAGACCUGGCUCAGUGCUGUCCCCUCAGUGCCCACCCACUCCUGUGCUACCCAGCCCCAGAGGCAGACGCCACUGGGUCACUGUGCCCUAAGGGGUUUGACCAGGGAACCACAGGCUGUCCCUUGAGGUGCCUGGGCAGGGUGAGGGGGUGCUUCCAGCCUCCUAACCCAAAGCCAGCUGUUCCAGGCUCCAGGGGAAAAAGGUGUGGCCCGGCUGCUCCUCGAGGAGGCUGGGAGCUGGCCGACUUCAAAAGCCAGACCGGGGCACCUCCCGUAUCCUUGGGGCAUGGUGUGGGGUGGUGAGGGUCUCCUGCUGUAUUCUCCUGGGUCCGUGGAAAUAGCCUGGCUCCCUCUUACCCAGUAAUGAGGGGCAGGGAAGGGAACUGGGGGGCAGCCGUUUAGUCCUCCCUGCCCUGCCCACUGCCUGGAUGGGGCGAUGCCACCCCUCAUCCCUCCCCCAGCUCUGGCCUCUGGGUCCUGCCCCCCAGCCCCCCCGUGUCAGAACAAUCUUUGCUCUGUACAAUCGGCCUCUUUACAAUAAAACCUCCUGCUCCAC
Molecule: messenger RNA, 3342 nt
Organism: Nomascus leucogenys (northern white-cheeked gibbon)
Lineage: Eukaryota; Metazoa; Chordata; Mammalia; Primates; Hylobatidae
Gene: HID1
Product: HID1 domain containing
Cellular component (GO): Golgi medial cisterna; membrane; Golgi trans cisterna
Source: RefSeq, a predicted model, not a curated record